Bradysia coprophila is the source of this 1478-nucleotide messenger RNA. Its product is annotated as polyprenal reductase. NCBI's taxonomy places the organism in Eukaryota, Metazoa, Arthropoda, Insecta, Diptera, Sciaridae. Gene Ontology annotation, cellular component: endoplasmic reticulum. Gene Ontology annotation, molecular function: 3-oxo-5-alpha-steroid 4-dehydrogenase activity. The record is from RefSeq and is a predicted model, not a curated record. Gene Ontology annotation, biological process: dolichol-linked oligosaccharide biosynthetic process; polyprenol catabolic process.
AUUCUUUUAUACGGAUGAUGGGUAGAUGUGUCCCUGUAUUUCGUUUAAUUUCGUAUUCCCGCAACAAUUUCAUUUUCGUCAUAAUUCCACAUGUAGAGGGAGCAGUAUUGAAACGUCAACAUAGCCCUCCCUCCAUACCCUUGCUAUCCCACUCUUCCGAAAAUGAAAACGUAAACAUAAACAAAUAUCAUGUGUCCUCUCCGUACAGUGUUGUAUACGACUCCUGAAUGAUAUUGUUCCAAGUUUUUAUCAGACCGUCGGAUAAUGUGCCACUGAUAAACGUAAUGCAAAAGUGUACAAUCAUCCACCCGACGAACUAAAGCACAAAAUUGAAAAUAUUUCCCAGUUGAUAAGUGGGUCAUAGAAAGUACCGUACAAUCAGUCGUGGCAUUUUGUAUAAUUUCGUGUAGUGUCGCUGCAUUCAUUAAUCUGUUGUUGACUGUGUCCACAAUGAAUUUCAUCGAUCUAAUUUUUAUCAAUUUCAUUGUCGUGAUUGUGAUACUGGGAGUGUUGAUAAAUUUCAUCGAACCGUAUCUGCCGACAUUCAUAACGCAAACCUUUCGCUACGGCAAACACUCGUACAAAGGGGUGCCCAACAAAAUUGCCCAACUGACCGAAAUACCCAAAUCGUAUUUCAAGCACUUCUAUGUGUUUGCGUUGAUCUGGUCGAUCCUGAUAACGUAUUUGGUGACAUGGACGUACGUGGGUGGAUAUGCGAUUCCGGAAUUUGUCGUAACCGGUCUGGAUGUCAUAUGUGGCAGAAAUCGGCAGGUGAAAACAAACGCCGCAUCCACUUUCAUCGCAAUCGUUUUGCUGAUGCUACAAUGCGUUCGACGAUUCUACGAGACCCAUUUCGUGCAGGUCUUUUCGAGUACGAGCAAAAUCAAUCUAUCGCACUACAUCGUCGGAUACUUUCACUACUUCGGUGCCCUUCUGGCUAUAAUUUCGCAGGCGCAAGGAUUUGUUCGUGGAUCUCAAGCGGAACUGAUUCGAUGGGACGAUAUUACGCUACGACAUAACAUAGCCAUUGGAGUGUUUCUGUACGCUUGGUACAACCAGUUCAUAUCCAAUUUGAUAUUGGCGAGUUUGAGGAAAAAUAAUGCAGGCACAGUCAUCACACAAAAGCACUUGCUACCAACGGGAGGCUAUUUCGAGUCAGUCUCGUCACCUCACAUGUUCUUCGAAGUCGUCAUCUACGUCGCUCUGUACAUCAUUUUGCACAACAAUUCGUCGUGGCUGUUCGUCUUGUGCUGGGUCAUUUCGAAUCAAAUCGAAAAUGCGUGGCUGACACACAAAUGGUACGUGGAAACGUUUCCCGACUACCCGAAAAGUCGAAAGGCAAUUUUCCCGAACUUUUUGUAGAACGAGAUUCGAACACGCCCACACCCACCGCGUCUCUCGUUGAAGAGUUUUUUGUCUUUUGUGUGAAAGCAAACGGUUUCGAAUGCUAAAAUAAACAAAAUUUAUUGUCGUCAAUA